Molecule: messenger RNA, 962 nt
Organism: Phyllotreta striolata
Lineage: Eukaryota; Metazoa; Arthropoda; Insecta; Coleoptera; Chrysomelidae
Source: the annotation of a GenBank genome assembly
GGCUUCCAAAGAACACACUAUAAAAAUAUUCUCGAUUCCGAUAAAUUCGACGUUCGAAUCGAAAAAUCCCCUGUAUACGAUGAGCUAAAAAUUCGUCAAAAUUUAUACGUCAAAAUAUUUGUAUCGUAAAUUUCAUAAAUUACAUUAUGGAUAUACUAGAAAUUUUUCGCAUGCAAGAACCAGUACUAGAACCAUUCCUCAUGAAAUCCGAAGAGGCCAAUCCAUCAGUUAGUAAAUUCCUGUACAAAAACAAAAUCUUUGACCAAUCGCUAUUAGAGAUUUUUCGAACUCAAGAACCCGUGUCGAAGGGGCUGCUGACUAAAAAGGACGAGAUCGAUCAAUUCAAAGAGGUGCUCCAAGAGAAGGAAGUCGUCAUUAAAAAUAAUGUAGCGAAAAUCAAAGAGUUGGAGCAAGAGGUAUCGGAAUUGAAGGAAACGAACCAAUCGUUAGAAUGCCAAUUGAAAUCCGGCGGCCCAUUGGACAAAAACGACUAUCGAGACAUCAUGCAAAACUACGACGAUUUCAUCAAAAAAGCGGCGAAGGAACGCGAGCAACUCGUCGAUAAAAACUCCGUUUUGGAAAAUUACAUACAAAACUUGGAGCUGUCCUACAACGGCCUGUUGGAACGGUACGAAAAAGCCAAAGAGAUCAUAUUCAAUUUGAAAUACAACCAGGACCUGUUGAAGGAGGAGCUCGAAGAAUACAGGGAAAUCGUAGAGAAGUGGGAACAGAAGUACGACGAUCUGAAAGCCCAUUCGAAAACCGCUAUAGCCGAUGCUAACGUGGAAUUAGGCGCUAGGGAAAAAGUCAAUGUCGAAGAAGUGGCUAAAUUAAAGUCGAAAAUUUUACAACGGCAAGCGAAAAUCAAUGAAUUAGAGAAGAAAUUAAAAAACGACGCUAGACCUUCCAUAUACGCUCCGUUACGGAAUAAAAUUUCUCAUCAUAAAUAAAUAGCUUUACAC